AUGAACUCGGCCGUCGUUGCUCUCAAACGUGCCUUGCGGAAAGACAUUAAGGCUCAACUACAAAGCCUUACACCUGCAACCCUUGCAACCGAAUCACAACAGGUCGUUGAUCGCCUAUUAACCUUGGAAGAAUACCGUGCAAGCAAGCAUGUCAGCGUGUAUAUCAGCAUGCCUAGUGGCGAGGUGGAUACUAGAGCCAUCAUUCGUGAUCUCUUACAUUCUGACAAAACAUGCUAUGUGCCGCGUUGGACCAAGGAUGCUAUGGAGAUGGUCAAGAUCAAGUCUUGGGAUGAAUACUUGGCAUUGCCUGUCAACAAGUGGAAUAUACCCGAACCACCCCAUGAUCAAGUGAUGGAAAACGCAUUCGACAAGGAUGGAUUGGAUUUGAUCAUUGUACCAGCAAUGGGCUUCGAUGAAGAGCGUAACCGGAUUGGUCAUGGAAAAGGCUACUAUGACAAGUUUAUCCAAAACUGCCAUGCUUGGGCUGAAGAACAUCAAAGGGCAGCACCAAAAACAGUUGGAUUGGCGUUGAACGCCCAAGUGCUUGAAAAGGGCCGGAUCCCAUUAGAGCCAACCGAUCAAAAGAUAGAUUGCAUCUUGACACCAACCAAAGUUAUUCAGUAA
Lichtheimia ornata is the source of this 624-nucleotide messenger RNA. RefSeq names its product 5-formyltetrahydrofolate cyclo-ligase. The transcript is spliced from 7 exons. Gene Ontology annotation, molecular function: 5-formyltetrahydrofolate cyclo-ligase activity. The coding region runs from base 1 to 624 and encodes 207 amino acids. Gene Ontology annotation, biological process: tetrahydrofolate interconversion; folic acid-containing compound biosynthetic process. Gene Ontology annotation, cellular component: mitochondrion. Lineage: Eukaryota; Fungi; Mucoromycota; Mucoromycetes; Mucorales; Lichtheimiaceae. The record is from RefSeq and is a predicted model, not a curated record.